Molecule: messenger RNA, 597 nt
Organism: Penicillium taxi
Lineage: Eukaryota; Fungi; Ascomycota; Eurotiomycetes; Eurotiales; Aspergillaceae
Exons: 3
Coding region: 1-597 (198 amino acids)
Source: RefSeq, a predicted model, not a curated record
AUGUCAGCUAGAAAUAGGCGAAGGUGUACGUCGAAAGCUAUCUUCUCUCAAAUUUAUUUAGGAACAUCAUCCGACUGGUCCUUUACUCUUCGGGUGCUGAGCUUGACACAUGAGCAUGUAUAUCAAGAACCACUUCCUACCGAAGCUCUGCUGUUCGAUGGCGCUACAUAUGAUCUCGAAUGGGAUGGCCAACCAUCUUUACACAGCACCGAUACUGUGAAAUUUCGCUGUGGGCAACUCUACCAUCUCUUUGAUGAUGAUGAAUGUGUGCACAAUGUCAACGAAUUGUACUCUCAACUAAGGCCGAAUCCCACUUCUGGUUUAUGGUAUAUCCAUUUUCUCAUGAUGGCUUUUGGUAAGGGAUUUGUUCAGCAAAAGCCUCGGGGAAAAAACUCCAGGGCCGCAUAUUUUGUCAAAGCCGUACAGCUGCUGCCAAAUAAGAUCUUUCUCUAUCAAGAGCCCAUUGAGUCAACGGAGAUCUUGUGCUGUAUUUCACUUUGCCUGCAAGCCUUGAAUUAUCGCUCACCUGCACACAACUAUGUAAGGUGCCAUGCCUAUCUCCGCGAUCCCUUGGUGUAUUUGUUACUUACCCGUUGA